Messenger RNA from Physcomitrium patens, 591 nucleotides. RefSeq lists its product as uncharacterized. The record is from RefSeq and is a predicted model, not a curated record. Gene Ontology annotation, molecular function: protein-lysine N-methyltransferase activity; nucleic acid binding. Gene Ontology annotation, biological process: methylation. NCBI's taxonomy places the organism in Eukaryota, Viridiplantae, Streptophyta, Bryopsida, Funariales, Funariaceae.
AUGGAUUCUCCGAAUGAACCAGUAGCCUCAGUGAUGGAUAUUCCUCGCAAGAACAGAUUCUUGGCCAGAACACGGGAGAAAUGGGAGCUCAAUCAGUACUGGUAUGCUCCCAGUACCAUAGCCAUGCUAACCAAGGAAAUCGAGGAACAUGCCACCAAAGUUGCUUUCUUAUCAACCCCUAGCGUGUGGUUCUCCCUCGACAACCAAGAAAUAAAACAACGCAGCUUCUUUUUCGAUGUGGAUAUACAAUGGGAGAAACACUCCAACUUUGUGAACUGGAACUACAAUCAGCCCACGCAGAUAGAGGUUAAAAUGCACCACGAGUUCGACUGUGUGGUGAUUGAUCCCCCCUUCGUCACAUCGGAGGUGUGGGCGAAGUAUGCUGAGGCAACCCUUCUGUUGCUCAAAGACGGAGGAAAGAUCAUUCUGAGCACGAUCCCAGAGAAUGCGCAGAUUUUGAAGCAGAUGCUGAAUGUGGAGCCUCAGACAUUUCAGCCUUCAGUUCCACAUUUGGUGUAUCAGUAUAAAUUCUUUACCAACUAUAACUCCACCAAUUUCUCUUCUGUCAAUCCUGAGGUGGAGAGCUGCUAA